CGAUAACGACCAGUAUGUCACCAAUCAUUGUAAACAGUGAUACCAACCAUUUAAACAGUGGUUACAACUAUUGUAAUCAAUAAUACCAACCAUUAGUAAACUCAAGGAUUUUAUGUGAGAGUGUAUUUGUUUUUUAAAACAAUACUUGGUGAAUAGUGAUGUCAUCAAAGUGAGUAAAAUUAUUGUUGUCUCUGAUGUUUAGUGUUAUUUAAAACAUUUAUAUGAAAUUAUACUAGUUUUGAAGUAAUAUUGCGAUAGCGUAUAAAUCAUAUUAGCAGCCUAAAUCCCCUCGCAAUGAAUGAGUCAUCAAUAUUAUUAGACGUGUACUUUCCCGAAUGUUUGCCCAAAGCGGAAUAUCUUGAUGAAGUCCACCAGGCGGAGGAGGCUGCAAAAGAAUUAAUCGAAAGUUCUGGACUGUCUUAUACAAACUGGCCGGUCUUAGGGGCAAUACUUCUGCCUCUUCUUGGCGGGAACUAUAUUCGCCACACGGGGGGCAGCAGAGACUACAUUUGGGUUCAGUCUUCCAAGUUCUCUAAAUCAAAAACCGGAGAUAUAGCGUUUCCUAUUGCAUGGUCAUCAUUGUAUGCCCAAAUGGGUUACGCCUCUUACUUAGUUUGGAGGAACGGAGGUGGCUUUACAGGGGCACGGCUGCCAUUGGCCACGUACAGUCUACAAUUAGCCCUAAACUUCUCAGUGUCCUCUUGUUUUUUCUCAAAACAUAACUCAAAAAGUGCAUUUAUCAACAUUCUUUUGCUGGACACGGCUGCUGUAGGAACCGCUGUCCUGUUCUACCACAAGACUCCACUAGCAGGCUUCCUCAUGGUUCCUUACCUAGUCUGGUUAUCUCUGGCCACCGUAUUUAACUAUAAGCAAUGGAAGGAAAUUCAUGAAAGAAAUUGAAAGUUUAUUUUUAGAAAUUAUAUAUAUAUAUAGUGUUUGGCAAUACCUUAAAGUGUUCACUAUCAUAGUAAAGAAAUAUAAUAUGUGUUUGAAAAAAGAUAGAUUUUAUUACUUUAACUAAAUCCAUGCUGCUAAUUUGAAUGAAAGUGCGUGUGUUCAUAAGUUCCCGUUUUUAAUGACGCAUUUUGAAAUUAAUGUAUUUUUAUGUUAAUAAUACAAUAAAUAUGUUUCACUCUA
Messenger RNA from Homalodisca vitripennis (glassy-winged sharpshooter), 1137 nucleotides. Its product is annotated as translocator protein-like. The record is from RefSeq and is a predicted model, not a curated record. The transcript is spliced from 6 exons. NCBI's taxonomy places the organism in Eukaryota, Metazoa, Arthropoda, Insecta, Hemiptera, Cicadellidae. The coding region runs from base 295 to 900 and encodes 201 amino acids. Gene Ontology annotation, cellular component: mitochondrial outer membrane.